This is a messenger RNA of Eublepharis macularius, 5287 nucleotides long. It is a transcript of the gene PDGFRA, whose product is annotated as platelet derived growth factor receptor alpha. The record is from RefSeq and is a predicted model, not a curated record. Gene Ontology annotation, cellular component: signaling receptor complex. Lineage: Eukaryota; Metazoa; Chordata; Lepidosauria; Squamata; Eublepharidae. Bases 115 to 3378 code for a protein of 1087 amino acids. Gene Ontology annotation, molecular function: platelet-derived growth factor alpha-receptor activity; platelet-derived growth factor binding; ATP binding. The transcript has 23 exons. Gene Ontology annotation, biological process: platelet-derived growth factor receptor signaling pathway; multicellular organism development; positive regulation of kinase activity.
CUUCAGGAGAGGCGUCUGUUUUCCAUCUCGCUGCGUAUAGCACUCUAGCUGCCCUCGCCAUGUAACGAAAGAGGUCUCCCUGCUCUUUUCUGACAUUAUUUGUUCACCAUCACAAUGGGUCCUUCUCAAAGGACUGUCCUGAUCCUGGAAUAUCUCCUGGCAGGACUGUGGCUGUCUUCUUGCCAGUCUUUACUCCCCACUAUUUUUCCAAACAAAGAUGAAAUGACUGUGCAGCUGAAUUCCCCCUUCACCCUGAAAUGCUCUGGGGACAGUGAACUGAGCUGGCAAUAUCCAACAACCGAUGGAAACGAUACCACCGAUAUCAGAAGUGAAGAGAACAACAGUGGCCUCUUUGUGACUUUGCUUGAAGUGGCAAAGGCUUCAGCUACUCACACAGGAUUAUACAUUUGUUACUACAAUCAUUCUCAAGAGGAAGAUGGGGAACUAGAGGGGAAGGAGAUCUAUAUCUAUGUGCCAGAUCCAGCGGUUCCUUUUGUUCCUACAACCCCAGAAGAUCACAUUAUCUUCAUCACUGAUGAAGACGAGUCUUCCGUCAUCCCUUGCCGCACAAGCGAUUGUAAUGCUCAAGUAACCCUCGUUAACAGUGAAGGAAAAACCAUAUAUGCCUUCUACGACAACAAACAGGGCUUCAUCGGAAACUUCUCUGCAGGCUCCUAUGUGUGCAAGACGACCGUGAAGGCAGCCGAGGUCCUUUCUAGUGAAUUUAUCGUCUAUGUUUACAGAGCUACUUCACAGCUUCCUGUUGAGAUUGGGUCCCUCAAGACUGUGUAUAAGACUGGAGAAACUAUUGAUGUAACUUGUGUGGUCUUUGAUAAUGAACUGGUGAACUUAGAGUGGAGUUAUCCAGGGAAAGUGAAUAACAAAGGCACGAUCACAGUUGAAGAUAUCAAAAUUCCAUCCCAGAAGCUGGUGUACAGCUUGAACAUCCCAGACGCGUCAGUAGAAGACACUGGGGAUUAUGAAUGCGCGGCCCAGCAUGUGACCAAUGAUGUUACAAAAACCCAAAAAAUAGUAAUCACAGUUCAUGAUAAAGGGUUCAUCCGCCUGGAACCCCAUUUUAGCCUCCUGGAAGAUGUCCACCUACAUGGAGUUAAAAACUUUGUAAUUGAUGUGUAUGCAUACCCAGCUCCCAGAAUGCUUUGGCUGAAGAACAACGUGACUUUGAUUGAGAAUCUCACAGAGAUAGUCACUAGUUCCAAGCAGAUGAGUGAAACAAGGUAUCGAGGUGUAUUAAAACUUAUUCGUGCCAAGGAAGAAGACAACGGAAACUAUACUCUUGUAGCUCAGAAUGAAGAUGAAAUUCAAAGAUAUACUUUCUCUCUGCUUAUUCAGGUUCCAGCUAUAAUUCAGCACCUGGAGGACGAUCAUCAUGGCUUGGCUGGGCAGACAGUAAGAUGCGUGGCAAAAGGGACACCCCUCCCCUAUGUGGAAUGGCUGGUUUGCAAAGACAUUAAAAAAUGCAGCAAUGAGAGCUCAUGGACACUUUUGACUAGUAAUAUCUCAGAUAUUACUAUGGAUGCUCACCUUGAUGAGAAAAGCACAGUGGAGAGCCAGGUGACCUUUCAGAAAGUGGAACAGACGUUGGCUGUUCGAUGCAUGGCAAGGAACGACCUGGGUACCGUUACACGGGAACUGAAGCUUGUGGCUCCUACUUUAAAAUCUGAACUGACCGUGGCUGCAGCAGUCCUUGUGUUGCUUGUGAUUGUAAUAAUUUCAUUGAUUGUCCUCGUAAUCAUAUGGAAAAAGAAACCAAGGUAUGAAAUAAGAUGGAGAGUCAUUGAAUCCAUCAGCCCCGAUGGCCAUGAAUACAUUUAUGUGGAUCCCAUGCAACUACCCUAUGACUCAAGAUGGGAGUUCCCCCGGGAUGGAUUAGUGCUGGGCCGGAUCCUUGGCUCUGGAGCUUUUGGGAAAGUAGUUGAAGGAACUGCAUAUGGAUUAAGCAGGUCUCAGCCAGUGAUGAAGGUGGCUGUGAAAAUGUUGAAGCCCACAGCAAGAUCCAGUGAAAAGCAGGCUCUCAUGUCUGAACUGAAGAUAAUGACUCAUCUUGGGCCGCACUUGAACAUCGUAAACCUGCUAGGAGCUUGUACAAAAUCAGGUCCCAUUUAUAUCAUUACGGAAUACUGCUUUUACGGAGACUUGGUGAACUACCUGCACAAAAACAGGGACAGCUUCCUGAGCCGAAAUCCAGAAAAAUUCAAGAAAGAUCUGGACAUCUUUGGAAUAAAUUCAGCUGAUGAAAAUACUAGGAGCUAUGUGAUCCUGUCUUUUGAAAAUAAUGGUGAAUAUAUGGAUAUGAAACAAGCCGAAACGACUCAAUAUGUGCCAAUGUUAGAAAGGAAAGAUAGGUCAAAAUAUUCUGACAUCCAAAGGUCUCUGUAUGAUCGGCCUGCUUCCUAUAAGAAGAAAUCUGUGUCAGAAUCAGAUGCAAAGAACCUUCUUUCUGAUGACAGUUCUGAAGAUCUCACUUUGUUGGACUUAUUGAGCUUCACUUACCAAGUUGCACGAGGAAUGGAGUUCUUAGCAUCUAAAAAUUGUGUGCACCGUGACUUGGCAGCACGUAAUGUACUCCUGGCUCAAGGAAAAAUUGUGAAGAUCUGUGACUUUGGUCUGGCUAGAGACAUCAUGCACGAUUCGAACUAUGUUUCCAAAGGCAGCACCUUUCUUCCAGUGAAAUGGAUGGCGCCUGAAAGUAUUUUUGACAACCUCUAUACUACAUUGAGUGAUGUCUGGUCAUAUGGCAUUCUGCUGUGGGAAAUAUUUUCUCUUGGUGGCACUCCCUACCCUGGCAUGAUGGUCGAUUCAACAUUCUAUAACAAAAUUAAAAGUGGCUAUCGAAUGGCAAAACCUGACCAUGCUACUAAUGAGGUGUAUGAUAUCAUGGUCAAAUGCUGGAACAGUGAACCUGAGAAAAGACCCUCCUUUUAUCACUUGAGUGAAAUAGUUGAAAAUCUGUUGCCUGGAGAAUACAAGAAGAGUUAUGAGAGAAUUCACUUGGACUUUCUGAAGAGCGACCAUCCUGCUGUCACACGCAUGAGAGCAGACUGUGACAACACCUACACCGGCGUCACUUACAAGAAUGAAGACAAACUGAAGGACCGAGAGAGCGGAUUCGAUGAACAAAGACUCAGUGCAGACAGCGGCUAUAUAAUACCCCUGCCUGAUAUCGACCCUGUUUCAGAUGAUGAACUUGGCAAAAGGAACAGGCACAGUUCCCAGACAUCUGAAGAAAGUGCCAUUGAAACGGGCUCUAGCAGUUCUACGUUCAUCAAGCGAGAGGACGGGACCAUUGAAGAUAUCGACAUUAUUGAUGACCUUGGAAUGGAUUCUUCAGAACUAGUUGAGGACAGCUUCCUGUAACUCUGAAGGAAAUGGUGGACAUCUUCGGAGCUACGAGAAAAAAAACACAAAAAAGAAGCUCAGCCUACAAUUCAUGGACUUUUUGACUGCUGAAGGAAAACCACUUUAAGAAUUUGCAAAAGAAGGUAAAGACUCGCAACGUCGGCUGAACUAAUUACGGGCACAAAGAUCUCAUCCUGGUUUGGAAAAUACCUUUGGAAACCAGCAUUCAAACGUUGCUUCUUGCAGUACUUCAGUCACAUCUCAGUAUUGUUUGCAGUUUUAAUAGCUAGGUGGAUAAAGAAAAAAGCCAUGGACAAUCCAGUCUAUGUUUCAAGGGCAUUCACGACUCAGAUGGAUAAAAUUCCCACUAUGGUGAAACGUCACCAAUGUAACUGUGUAAAUACGUGUCCUUACCAGGAUAUUUUGUGUUGUGUAUGGAACAUACUUUUUUUCCUCUAGAAGACCACUUAAGAUUUUACGUAUUUUUUCCCUUCAGUCUCGUCACAAGCUGCUGUUGAAUUAUCUCAUGAGAUGAAGUACAUGCAAACAAGAAACCACUUUUGAAACUCAAAGGAAUUGGUACCGGAUUACACCUUACCUUUCACAGAUAAUGCAAAUAAAUGGAAACUUCAGACAUUUCCAAACCUUAUACAAUAGUUUAGUAAACCUAGUGACUCUUAAUAACCAUAGAGGAAUAGCUGUUUACCUAUUACUACUGGCCUCAGUAUCACUAAGUAUAGUUUAUAACUACUCUUUGUCCUUCAUUAAAAACAGUUUUUAGAAGAACUUUACUAAUGAACUAAAGCAUUUUCUGAUUUACAAAAAACAACUGUUCUAUUUGAUUGGUGAAUUAAAACUAGUUUAGUUUGUAGGAAAAGUAUUCUGUGGAAUCCUGACAUAAUUUUCCAUCCCUUAGUAGUAUGGCUUUCCUAAUAUGACAGAUUUAUAUUGCUAGAGAAUCCUCUUUUGAUUCAGUGGAACUUUUAAACAGUAGUUUCUGUUUUUAAUUUCCCAUUUGCCACCAGGUUUCUCCAGUUAUGGUACAAUGGAUGCAUGACUAAUAAAUCAAUAGCAAGUCCACUGGGAUCAUUCAAGAAAUAUACUGCACAUCUGAAAGUUUAUUUUGGGUUACAUGUGACUUAUUGGUUUGGUAUGCCAAAUAUGCUUUCCAAAAAAGCUACUUUUCUCAGCCUGGGAUUUACAAUUAAGUAUGUAGCCGCUUUGCAAGAGAUAUUCUAGCUUUCAUUAUCAAAUUUUAAGAGAAUAGAAAUUUGAUCUGUUGUCCUUGUCAUGUCAGCUCAUCAAGGGCAACAACAGGAAUCUUUCAUAGCCUCUUUAGUGGGCCUUGAAUCAGGAAUAAAACAAUUGUUUAAGGGCCUCUUCACACAUUUUUAAAACCCUGUAUCUAAAAAUAUAAAGCAAAUGUAAUAGCUAGGGUGUUUGAAAACGCCCAUGUAUUAUACAAUUGCCCUGGGUAGGAUGAUCGGAGCACCUGCAGUUCCCUGUAGAGCUUAUGUUCAUUAACAAUCCUGGCCAUGUUGUGUGUGAAACGGCCCGAAGAUCAUUGAAUCCUGUAUGUGUUUCAUUACAAAGAGUUUUCUACCAGCUCUUUCUUAAUCUGUAUUUCUUCUGUUUCUGAUAGAGCAUCUGUGUGGCAGCUGUUUUAUGAUUUAGGCUGUGACAUUGUCAUUAUCUGUGGGACUCCUUAACUGGAAUCAAUCCCGCGGAGCAUAGUAACUGGGAGAGUGUAAUCCGCAAAAGAGAUUCCAUAAUUUUCAUUAUCGUCAUAGAAGUGUCAGAGGCUUGAAGCCAAAUUCCUCAGUCCUACCCGUUGCUCACUGGUAAGGAAAGUCACAUGUUCAGAAUCUAUUACUACUACACAGGGCUUUUUUUCUGGGAAAAGAGGUGGCGGAACUCAGUGGGUUGC